AUACAGCAGGCUGGAGGAACAAAUACUGUGGUGAAAUCGCUUGGGGGGAAAAAAAUGGCAUCGUUUGGGCAAAUCGUCUGGGCUUUUCGAAACCCACUGCUUAUUUUCCUGAUUCCAAUUGUGAUGCUCCCUCUCCCUCUGGUUAUUCCCACCACGGAGGCCGCCUGUGGGUACACCAUCAUCGUGAUGGCUCUCUACUGGUGCACAGAAGCUCUCCCGCUUGCCGUCACGGCUCUGAUCCCUGUCUUAUUUUUCCCAAUGUUCAAAAUCAUGGUUUCACAAGAGGUGUGUAAGCAUUAUCUGAAGGACACCAACAUGUUGCUUAUUGGGGGUUUGAUGGUGGCUAUUGCGGUCGAGCAAUGGAACCUGCACAAGCGCAUUGCCCUGAGGGUGCUGCUCAUUGUGGGAGUCAAGCCUGCACUUUUAAUGCUGGGGUUCAUGGGGGUGACGGCAUUCCUCUCCAUGUGGAUCAGCAACACGGCCACCACUGCCAUGAUGGUGCCCAUCGCACAGGCUGUGUUAGACCAGCUCAACGUCAGCGGCUCAGAGUUGGAAAAUGAGGAACUGGAAAAUGGCUUCGUCAAUAAGGGUUUGGAACUGGCGGAAAAGGGUUCCCAAAUGUCAGACGGACAAAUCUACUGCACAGAGCUGGAAGAGACCAACGAGAAAAAAUUGGAACUUGAAGGCAACGGUCACACCGGUCCAAUCGGAGAUGAGAACGGUCAGACGCUCGCAGAGCAAAGCAAAGAGGAAAAAGAGCACACCAAGCUCUCCAAAGGAAUGAGCCUGUCCGUGUGCUAUUCAGCGAGUAUUGGGGGCGCUGCCACUCUGACUGGAACAACCCCGAACCUGAUCAUGGUGGGACAGCUGAAACAACUCUUCCCAGACAGUGGGGACAUUGUGAAUUUUGCGACCUGGUUUGGAUUUUCCUUCCCGGUGACAUUGAUCAUGUUAUUCCUGACCUGGAUAUGGCUGCAGAUUGUGUUCCUGGGAUUUAAUUUCAAAAAGAACUUUGGUUGCGGGAAGCUGCAGACAAAGAAAGAGAUAGCGGCUUACGAAGUCAUUAAGCAAGAAGUGAAAAAGCUGGGGCCCAUGACCUUUGCCGAGAUUGCUGUCCUCAUCCUCUUCAUUUUCCUGGUACUGCUCUGGUUCACCAGAGACCCUGGCUUCAUACCUGGAUGGGCAUCAGUCCUGUUUAACUCUAACAAUAAGGAUUUUGUGACGGAUGCCACUGUGGUCAUCUUCAUCAGUGUGAUUAUGUUUAUUAUCCCGUCCGCCAAACCACGACUCCCAUGUUUACACAAUGGCGAUGAUGAAGCAGAUAGCAAACACAAGUAUGGACCAGCUCCCUCACUGCUGAACUGGAAGCUUAUCCAGGAGAAGUUACCAUGGAAUGUCGUGAUCCUACUUGGAGGUGGCUUUGCUCUGGCUGAAGGCAGUGAGGAAUCGGGGCUCUCCACUUGGCUUGGAAGCCAGCUGAUUCCUCUGCAGAAUAUCCCGCCCUGGGCCAUCGUAAUCGUCCUGUGUUUGUUGGUGGCGACCUUCACGGAAUGUGCCAGCAACACAGCCACGACCUCACUCUUCCUGCCCAUCCUGGCUUCCAUGGCACAGCGUAUCGGGAUCCACCCGCUGUACAUCAUGCUGCCGUGUACAAUCUGCGCUUCAUUUGCUUUCAUGCUGCCUGUGGCCACGCCACCAAACUCCAUUGUAUUCUCCUACGGUUACUUGAAGGUGUCGGACAUGGCCAAAACGGGCAUAAUAGUCAAUAUCCUGGGAGUGCUCACCAUAUCGCUGGCCAUCAACACGUGGGGUCAAGUCUUGUUCAACCUGGACUCCUUCCCAUCCUGGGCCAACAGCACCAAGAUUCCCUGAUAUGAACCAAACCUGCGGGCUCUGGACGGACUGCUGAGCAGAGCUGUUAAUUUGUUUUGAAUUCAUGUAAAUGUUUCUGUGAAAUUGUACCACUGAAGCAGCGCACUUUAGGGAUGCAAUUUAUUUUCAAAAAUGGGAAAUUUAAUGCUGUACACAUGUAUGCGCACCCACACACGCGCAUGCACCUACACACACGGGGCGCGCGCGCGCACACACACACAUGCACGCACAUCCGUACACACAUACAAGCACCCACAUGCACGCACACACACACAUGCAUAUCCACACGCACAGCACUAUGUAAGGGCUCCCUUUUCCAGACACAAAACCACCUGCUUUUUGUGUUAAGGUGUAUUGUAAAAAUAAUCAAAUUGUACAAACCGAUGAGGUGUCGAACAAACAAUAGGAAAAGUGUCGAACAAACAAUAAAAAACUCUGUGUUGGUGUGAGAAGGAGCAGACUGAUGAGCAAUGGCGAUCUGAAUCCCAGAAUCGGAUCCGGCAAUGAGGCUCAGCCCUCAGCGUGAGCCGUGAGGUGGUGGGAUCUGACUGGUUGCGUGCAGUCCGAUUUCACUACCUCUUUGGGGCUUUGUCCACCGCCCUGCCCAGCCCCACCAUCGCCGGUUGGGCCUUCAGGCUUUCUGUCCCCACCCUUUGGAACUCCAUCCCACAUUCCCUUCGCCUCGCUCUCUCCCUCGCCUCCUUCAAGUCCCUCCUCUUCGACCGUGCCUUCAGCCACCCCUCCGUAAGUGGUCAACUUAGUUCUUCAAACAAUCUUACAUCCCUGCAUAAGUGACUUUGAGCCAACGGAACACUGUAAAAUAUUUAUAAUUUGUUAAACGAUUUCCUUUUUACUAAAAUGUGAAUAAAUUAAUAAGCCUUUCA
Molecule: messenger RNA, 2756 nt
Organism: Callorhinchus milii (elephant shark)
Lineage: Eukaryota; Metazoa; Chordata; Chondrichthyes; Chimaeriformes; Callorhinchidae
Product: solute carrier family 13 member 5
Exons: 13
Coding region: 55-1872 (605 amino acids)
Biological process (GO): monoatomic anion transmembrane transport
Cellular component (GO): membrane
Molecular function (GO): transmembrane transporter activity
Source: RefSeq, a predicted model, not a curated record